Messenger RNA from Knipowitschia caucasica, 618 nucleotides. The record is from the annotation of a GenBank genome assembly. Lineage: Eukaryota; Metazoa; Chordata; Actinopteri; Gobiiformes; Gobiidae.
AUGGGCAAGAACUGCGCCGAGCGCAGCACGAGCGGGGCCCGCCAUGCGCCCGACCGCACACGCGCGGCGCACGACAUGCGACGCGCAGCCCGCAGGUCCGCACGACUGCGACAGCCCGCAAGCGCGACAGCCAUGAGACACCCCGCCCGACGGGCCGCAGCCUGCGCACCUCGCACCGCGCGGGCGGACCACAUGCAUGCGACAGCAGCACAGCGCGGGCCGGAAUUGGCAUGCAGCCGCACGAAGCGCCGCGCGGGCAAGCAGCGACCAGACAGUCACCCCACGACGACGGGACGACGACCUAGCGAACACCGCCGCCAAGCGGGCCGACUUGCGAACACAGCCGAAAGCGGCGCCGUCAUGAGCCCGACGCCCGCUGGACCGCACAGCUCAGCACAGACAUACCGAACGCGGGCCGCUCUGAGACAUGCGCCCGCGGGACGAUGGACGCACGCGCCAGCAGACCCUUUGUGCCGCAACGACGAACGCCAGCACCGCGCAGGUGGCCGCCUGGCAGUGAACAGCCGCCGACAAGCCCAGGUCGAAGUGCCGCCUGCGAACACGCACGACACACCCGAGCAGGGACGCACCUGCGACCCGCCGACACCUCGGGCAUAG